Messenger RNA from Entrophospora sp. SA101, 438 nucleotides. NCBI's taxonomy places the organism in Eukaryota, Fungi, Glomeromycota, Glomeromycetes, Entrophosporales, Entrophosporaceae. The record is from the annotation of a GenBank genome assembly.
AUGGCAAAAAAUCUUCAUCCAAAAAAAAGAAAACAAGAUGGUGAUGAUAAAUCAUCAUCAAAAAAAAAGAACUCAAAAAAAACAAUUAUUGCUCUAGAAGAAGCAAACGAUCAAAAAUCGAUAGGAAUAAUAGAUGACGAUAAUGUCAAUGAUGUUAACGAUAACAAUGUAGUAGUUGGAGAAAAAAAAAAUAAAAAAACAAUUAAAUCAACUAAAGUUAAAAAAAAUAAUGAAAUCGACCCCGAUGUUGUUGUUGAUAUACCCGAAGAACUUAGAUUUAGUUCAUACAAUAUUUCGAAACAAACAAUUGAUUCAUUGAAAAAACGCGGAAUCGAAUCCCUAUUUCCUAUUCAAUCUGCGGCUUUUAAUCCAAUUUAUAAUGGAAAAGAUGUUUUAGCUAGAGCAAAGGUUCUUAAAUUUUAUGAAUUGAUAAUUUAG